Messenger RNA from Cotesia congregata, 9012 nucleotides. The record is from the annotation of a GenBank genome assembly. NCBI's taxonomy places the organism in Eukaryota, Metazoa, Arthropoda, Insecta, Hymenoptera, Braconidae.
AUGUCUAAGUCAUUAAUGCCCUUAGAAAUAUGGAUAAAAAUAUGGCUAUACAUGAACUUGGUCCUAAUAGGGACAAAAAGCGCGCGACCAAGAUUCGAUACAUCAACAGAUAUGGGAAAUGUUCUCGUCCCAGCAGACGCAGAGAUCGACUCGGUAAUUUACCGCUUACGCGCCACUGAUCAGGAUGUUGAUUUUCCUCUAGUAUUCGAAAUAACAGCAACAGUAACACCAGUGGUUAGGAUAGAAAAUUUACCUUGCACUCUCUACAACAAAGUUUGCCAAGCAAAUGUAAUUUUAACAAGACGCUUGACCGCUGGACGUCUUCACGAUUUCGCAGUCAGAGUACGAGACUCAAAAGGUGAUUCUAACUCGAUGCAGGCUACUAUUUCCGUGACGAAUGCAACUACACCACGCGAUAAAAUAUUUCCGCAUAUACCCGCGCUUAUUAUGGUUCCAGAGGAUGCCAAGCCUGGCAAGGAACUUGAUUAUAUUUUAGUUCGCUCGAACCCGUGGAUUGGAAAGCCUGUUUACAUUGAAUUGUGGCAACCCAAAGAAUUAUUCACCAUAAGACAGCGGCAAGAUUCUAGUAACACUAGAGGAGUUAUUACAUUGAUUGGAGAGCUGGAUUUUGAAACUCAGUCAAUGUACACUUUGACCAUAUAUGCUACGGAUCCAUACACAGAACGGCAAAGAGAUACAAGAAAUAUCGCAGGUCUACAUUUGAUAGUAAUUGUCCAGGAUGUCCAGGACGUGCCUCCAAUAUUUACUUUAGCUCCGCCUCUAACAAAAAUAAACAACACCGUCCAACCUGGCGACGUUAUUCUGAGGGUUCACGCGGAGGACGGUGACAAAGGAGUUCCCCGCGAAAUAACUUACGGCUUAGUGUCAGAGGGGAAUCCAUUCACGCCUUUUUUCAACGUCACUGAGUCAACCGGAGAAAUUAUUCUAGCUCGCCCGCUGGAGGAGCUCACGCAAAUAACGCACGUUGGUGCGCCAAUAGUAUUAAGCGUUGUUGCAGAAGAGAUUCGCAGGUCAACGGACGAACCACCGGCUCAGGCGACUGUUGUAGAAGUCGGGUUGCUACUCGGCGAACCGGGGAACAGUCCGCCGUACUUCGAGAAUGAUAAUUAUGUGGCCUGGAUGGAUGAAAAUGCCGAGCCAGGGUCCGCGAUUGUCUUCAAUGAUCCUUAUUUUACUAGAGUUAGGGACGGAGACAUCGGCAAGGCCGGUGUUUUUGCUUUAAAGUUGGAAAAUAAUAAUGGGACUUUUGAAAUCAACAUAAAUGACAACCCGCCGGAAUUCCAAGAAGAAUCCUACGAAAUAACAUUAUCAGAAAAUGAAACCGCGGGUACGCGAGUGAUUCAAGUCCAUGCGACAGACAAAGACACCGGGUCCUUCGGGAGGAUUCAGUACACGAGGAUAAUCGGGCCUGGCAAUGAAGCGUUUGUGAUAAACCCCGAUACGGGUGUGAUAACAGUAGCCAUGGGAACUUCAAUUUUAGACCGCGAAAUAACGCCCCAACUGAUGCUGACCGUCGAGGCUUGCGAUGAAGAUGGCAAAGGAUUAAGAGGAACUGUUCCUUUAAUUGUGAAUCUCUUAGAUGUCAAUGACAACGCUCCUGUUUUCGAAAAAGAUUCUUAUGAAUUUAUACUCAAUAGUGAUUUGACAAACUUUACUUCUUCAGCGAUAAUAAAAGCUUUUGAUGCUGACGCUGAGCCGCCAAAUAAUGUUGUAAAUUAUGAAAUAAUUCAUGGGAACUAUGACAAAAAAUUUUAUCUAGAUGAAAAUACGGGAGAAUUAUUUUUACGCGAACAAAUUACUAAAGUUAGAAAUGCUCGGCAUAAUUCUGACCAAAAAAUUUCCACAAAUUACCGAAAAAAUUUGAUAAAGUCCCAAAAUAAUUUUAUAAAUUCAACAUUAAGCCCCGGAAAUAUCUCAGAGAAAAAUGAAACGAUAAAUCAAAAAAUUUUAAGAAAAAAACGUGAAGAUAAAAACAUUGUUUUUACUUUAACUGCUCGAGCCUACGAUUUGGGCGUCCCCCAUUUAUCAAGUACAACCCAAAUAAAUAUUAUCCAGCUUCCUUUAGCCGGAGUUACGACAAUAAUGCUUUUAGUACCGGGAGAAAAUCCUGACCGGGAGAAAACAAUAAAAACAUUGGAAACAAUCACUGGAGGGAAGAUUACAAUCAAGGAUAUUCGUCCUUAUACUUUAGAAAAUUUACCGAAGGAUUAUGGGAAUAAUUUGCCGACUCCUGACGGCAAAAAGAGUAUCGUAGUAGCCCAAGUGGAGCAAAAAAGUCCUGGAGGAUCAUUUGUGGACAUUGAAAAAAUUUUGGCAGCACUUACUGCUAAUGGGUUUGGAAUUAUUGGGGGUGAUAUGACGCCUGGAAAUGGUACUAGUAAUCCUAAAGACAACGAGGGUGGGAAAAAUGGGAGUAUCACUACAAUUCAUAACGAAGAAGUAAUUGUCUACAGAGCCGAGAACAAAUUAUUAUUCUGGCUACUGAUAAUUUUAGGACUAAUCCUCUUAGCAGCAAUUAUCACUUUAAUAGUCUGCUGCAUAUGUCCAGGGUGUUUAUUAUACAUGGCGCCUCGAAAAAGGCGAAUUCACUCAUCUGAAACGCUUAUCGCCCGAGCAGACAAUAGACCUAGGCGCCACCUUCAUCGUCAACAUCAUCACCCACAAUUAGAAAGUGUUUGGGUGGAAAAGAAACAAGCCUGGAGUGCAGAUCCAACCCGCCCAAACUGGCAGUUCAACCGCCGAAACACUAAUAACUUCGGGAUAGCUUCCCUCCCCGGAGACGUGGUCCGCCUAGAUCGUGAUCGUGACCACCCUCUAAAAGCCAGCUCGCUUCAAUUGCACGAUCCGCCAGUGCCCGUUUACUUGAUCGACGCCAACAGGACAGGCGACGAGCGGAUUUUCGUAGAAGACAUUGCCAUUGAAGCCAGAGCCAAAGGUCACCACGAAUUGAAUGAAGCGGCUCUUCGUCACGAAUUCGAGCGAGAUUCCGAUCUAGCACGGCAAGCCGUGCCCCAUUACAUGCCCCAAAUUCCCCGAGAGUCACACUUUUAUCGGAAUGGCAACGCAGAAGUCAUGAGACUUGUUUCUCGCGAGGACGCUAAUCACGUCACAGUAGAACGACGAGUUCCUGAGAUAGUCAUUGAUCAGUCGACUCUGCAUAGAGUUGACGGGAAGGAUAUCCUCCUCAGGAGGUUCAUUGAGGACCAGAAAUUGAGAGAGCAUGAGUAUCAUGACAUGCAGGAGUUAGAAAGACAAAGCAUGGAGUCCCACAAGAGGCAGAAGGAAGCUUCCAUGCAGCAGAAACAGGAAAUUCUGCUGAUACCAGAACGUCUGAAUAUGUCAGAAGAUCACCGACAUAUUGAAGAAGUUGGUCCUGAUGUUCAGCGGCUGAUUAUUGACCAUGGUCCUGAUAUCAAAGAGAAUCAGGAGGUUCUGAGCAACAUACUGAUCCAUGGAUCGACGUCCAAAAUUUCUGACCAGGAACAUUCGAAGCAGAACCUUCAACACCUUCAACACUCGAUUCAUGAUUUAGAAUUAGCUCGGCAAAACGCUCUGCUAACCAGGCUGCUCUUGGAGAAGGAUCGAGGAGUUGGAGGUCUGCUAGUGGACUCAGGAAGCUACUUAGAGACCCAAAGCUUGCCUGGACAAGUAGCAGCUGGGACUCAGACGAAUCAGACCACUGCUACUCAGACGGAACAAUUGAACCGCAGCAGAAGUGAUAAUGAGUCGGAGGAUGAUAGCAGAUUGAGGAGGAAGCGGUCGAAGAAGCGAUAUGAUGAGCCGAAGAGGAUCAGGACUUUGUGGAUGAGGUCCCCGAUUCGUGAAGAGGAUCAGUAUCCUGAGAAACAUGGGACUUUUCUGAGGAAGAAGAUCAAGGAUAUCAAAGACGGGAGGAAGAGUUCUAUUGAGCAGGAGGUUCUAAGGGAGAUUUCUGAUUCUUUGGAUGAAACGGGAGAUAAGGAAACUCUUCUGAGUAGGAGGCUUUUCGGUAGUUCUUCAAGGGAUGAUGAAGUGAUGGUUCGUCGUGAUGAUUCCUCGUCGAUGGAAGUUCUGAAGGAUGAGUUUACGAGGGUUAGGGAGUGUGAUAAGAGAGAGGAUGAUAAGAAGAAAAGGGAGAGUGGAAAGAAAGAGAGCAAGCGGGACAAAAAGACGGAGCCGAGUUUUAGAAUCUUAGAGAGGGAAAUGAGCUCGUUGAGUAAAAAGCUAUCAAAAUUGGCGGGGAAAACGCUGAAGUGCAAAGAUAGUAAUCAGGAGAGUGAUAAAUUUUUAACGAAUGAUUCUCAGGACAAAGAGGCUGAUACGAGCACGGAGUUUAAAAGCGAUGAAAGAGGAAGGGAAAAAAUGGACAAGAUUGAAAUUAUCAAGUCGAGAUCUAGAUCUACUCAAAGAGUUACUAAGUCUACGUCAUUAAAAAUUCCUAAAGAUACUGAAAAAGCUGAGAAGAGUAAGAGUAAGUAUCGGAAGAAUCAGGUUUUGAGUACUGGUAGUUCGGAAAUUGAAGAAAUUGUGGAUAAGCCGAAGAAAAAGCAAACUGUUGCUAAGAAAUCUGAUGAGGAUAAAUUUAAGUUUUUGGUUGGGAAAACUAUAAAAUCGAGGCUGAAACGACAGGCGAAUGUUGAAGAUGAUAAAAAAGCCAGUCCUUAUAGGGCUACAGUUGAAAAACAGAAGAAGACUUUGGUGAAGCAGUUGAAGAAAGUGGAGGGGAAGAGUAAGAAAGGUACUAGUGAUUCUAGUCAUGGUAAAGAAGUUGGCAAAUCGACUGAAGGGAGCGAUUCCAAAGAGUCUGAUAGGGAUUGCAAUAAGUUGAGAGGAAGUUUGAUGAAACAGUCCAGUUCCAGUGCUGUGUCCAAGGAAUCGAGGAAAGACGCUAAAGAAAAAGCUUCGAUGAUUGAACCGAAAAUGAAGUCUAAAGAAAAGUCUAGUCAUAUUCUUCCUUCGGGACGUGAAAGUGAUUUUAGGGGUCGAGGAACUAAAAGUACAGACAGUGAGUCGCUUAAAUCGGAUAAAUCGUUUCGAAAACAAAGUGCUGGAUCUUCGAAAAAGUCUAGUGUGAUAACUAGUCCUGAACUUGGGAGGUUUGAAGAAUUAGAAGAAGAACAUGGUAAAAAUCAUGGUAAAGGCGUUGAAGAGGUUAAAGAUGUAGUUAUGGAGCAUGUUGAUGGUUUGAAGAAAGAAAUUGUGGAAAUAAAGGAAACUAUACAGACUGAAAUGAUGGAAAAAAUGAUGGAUAAGUCAGAAAAGGUUGAAAAAGGAGAACACGUUUUGGUAAAGUCUUCUGUUGAAUCUCCUGCAAAAUUGAUUACUAAAGAAUAUGAUGCUCUUGAAAAAGAAGAAAAAGAUCGGAGUAAGGAAUCAGUUUUUUUGAUGUCGGAAAAAAUGAUGGAUAAGUCAGAAAAGGUUGAAAAAGUAGAAGAACACGUUUUGGUAAAGUCUUCUGUUGAAUCUCCUGCAAAAUUGGUUACUAAAGAAGAUAAUACUGCUGAAAAAGACGAAGAUCAGAGUAAGGAUUCAGUUUUGUCGAUGGAAAAAGUGAUUGAAAAUACAAAAGAAAGACUUGAACAUAAAGGAACUACGACUAUUAUCAAACAUGUGGAUAGUAUAAAGGAAACUGUUCAAAAAGUAGCUGAUAAAAUGAAUGUUGAUGUUAUUGAGAAAGUAAAAGACUUUGUCGACUCUAAUAAAGGAUCCCCGGAGCAUGAUUCACAAACAAAGGAAGUACUUAUUGAUCGUUCGGGUAGUAGUAAAGGAGGUUCGCCGAAAAAAGUAGAAGAAAGUAGUAUAUCCAUUGAAGAAUUGGAAAAAAAUGACGAGGAUAAAACAAAAGAUGAAGAUAAGCCGUUAAAUGUUGAUGUUUUGGAAGAAACUGAUGGAAAACAGUUGGUUGAGAGUGAUAAGCAAGAACAGAAUAGCGAAGUUGAGGUAGUUAAAGACGAACAAGAAAAAAAAUUGGAUGAAAGUGAAGAAUUGAAAGAAUUAGGAAACUUGGAAUUAACUAAAGUUGAUCAAUCUAAGCGAGAGGACGAACUGGCUUUGGGUAAAGUUGAAGAAAAACCAGACGCUGAAUUACAAAUCAAUAAUAGUAAAGCUGGGGAAGAAAUAAAGACUGAAGAUUCGAGUGGUAUAGCUUUGACGGCUCCUAAAAUAAUUAUGAUUGCGCCGACUAUUGAAUUUGAGGUUCCCAAAGAAGAUUUUAUUAAGCCUGAUGAUUCAAUGGAGUCAAAAAUUGUAAUUAAUGAUGUAGAUAAAGAUAAUGAAGCUUCAAAUUUAGUUAAAGUCCCAGAAAUAAGCGACCAAACUGCAAGUUCUGACAAAUUAUUGCAAGAAUCAAAGGAAAAGUUAGAAGCUAUGGCUCAAAAAGAUUCCAAAUCUGAAGAUUCAAGCGUCGAUGAUCAAAAAACUGAUACUUCAAGCAAGAGUAAAACUUCUCUAUUGCAAGUUGAAGAAUCUUUGUCACCUGUAGGCCAAAGCAGUCGUCGUUCUUCACAAGUGGUGAUUUCUCGAGAAACUUCAUUUUUAAACUCUCCUAAAAGAUUGUCUAUAGAUGAUGGAAAGGUGGAUGAUAAGCAAGAUCCCUCGCAAGAAGCAGUUCCAGAGCCAGAAAUUUCAAAGCCAGAAAUUCCAGUUGCUGAUAAGCAGCCCGAGUUUCCUAGCCACGAUAAUACAUUACUGGCAAGUGAACAACCCCAAUCGAUUGAGGGUGCGACGGAACAGCUGGAAUCUAGCUUACCUUUUGAGGACAAUGACAAGCAUGAGCAUUCAGACUCGACAUUAGAUGCAUUAGACGAGGACAGUGAUGUGUCCAGCGAAUCUUCAACCAAAACGGCAUUUAUCGCCCGUCCUUAUGGAACUCCUCGUCAUCGGCGCUUGGUAAGAAUGGACCAGGUUGAUGGUGAUGGGAACCAGCUUUCUGAAAAAAAAAUAGAAUCAGCGGAGCUUGAUAAUGAAGAAAUAUUGGAAGUGUCUUUGGAGCAGAAUCAAAUGAUUGGUAGAACUGUUGGUGAAGAUAAGCAAAAAGAAGACGAAGAAUUGGUGGAAAAAGUAGAAAAAGUUACGGAAAAACUUGUUGAAGCUAAAGAAGAAGUUACUAAUGAAUUGAAAGCUUCGAAAGGAAAUUUUGAUGGUAAAGAAGAGAUAGUUGAAGAGGUGAAGGAUUCUAAGGAUUAUAAGGGAGUUUCAAGUACUUUAGAAGCAAGUGGAAGUAAAUCGGUUAAAAGGCCGGAAGUUAAGCCUGAUGAUUUGAAACCGCAAGAGGAGCCAGAAAAGCUGGAAUCAAUAAAAGACAGAGGAGAGGAGACUAGCAAAAGGUUGCUGGUGAAAGGAGAGAUGAAAAGUGAUGGGUUGAAAGUACUUAAUACGACUUUGGAAGAUGCUAAGCCAAAUCAAGUGAUGAAGCGGAAACCUGUGGCCAAAAAUCUGGAUGAUAAGGGAAAAACUCAAGUUUCUAAGCAGAAAGCUAAGACUGUUGUUAAAAUAAUACCGCUGUCAAAAGGGUCGAGUGUUAAGUUGCCGCAGAAGGAGAAACUAAUAAGAGUUAAGGAUAAAGGUGAAUUGGUGAAGCCAUCUGUAGAGAAAAUGUCUGUAGAUAAAAAAAUCAGGAUUAAAGAGAGUAAACGGAUGUCUAAAAGUGAAGAAUUUAAAUCUCCGGUAGAGUCUAAGGAGAAAUUGGUCGUUAAUCGAGUGAAGCGGCAGAAACGAGUGGAGCAUGACAAAACUGUCCAACCGGAAAUAUUAGAUGAUAAAAAGAGUAAUAAAGUUUUUAAUGAAAGUAAAGUAAAGGAGAAAAGUGAAGAUAAAGAGGUGGAGAAGAAAAAUAGAGAUAAAAUUGAGAAAGUCUUGGAGAAAGAAUCUUUGAAAGAGCAGCAAAAUUUAACGAAAGAAGAAAUAGCUGGCUUAGAAAAAAGUGGUGAUGUUAAGAUGAAGCCUUUAGUUGAAGUUUUUGUUCAAAAGGAUGAAGAAAAUGCGAAGAAAAGUAAAGAAAUUGAGAUGAAAAAUAAAGAUACUUUGAAAGAAGAGUCAAUUGUUGAGAAAAAUGGUAAGAAUGAUGGUAUUAAAGAAGAAAAAGUAGUCAUGAAAGAAGUAGACAAAGAAGUACAAGUUAAAGUAAUUGAUGAGCCAGUACGUGGUAUGAUUAAGGAGGCUUCAAAAAUAGAUCAAGUUGCAAAAGAUGAAGGAGUUAUGACAACUAUAGAAGAGAAAAAAGAAGAAAUAUUAACUGAAUCUUCAGAAAAGAGCGAAUUAAGUUCUGAAGGGAUGAAAGAAGAGUCCAAAUUGCCUUCUCAUGAUCAAAAACAAAGAGACAGGUCUCUGAGUCCAAGCAAAGUGAGUAAAUACGCUAAAGAAGAUUACACCGAAGCCCAAUCGCGUUACAUGGAGUGGUACAAGCAAAAUCGCGAAGAAGCCGAGCGCCGGAAGCUGGAAAAAAAGGAGGGAGAGGAAGAAGAUCAGCCGCCAAAAUGGCUGAGGAAAAGUACGCGUCAGAGGUGGCUCAAAAUGAGUCCAGAGGACAGGAAGUUUUUUGAAGUGAGGACUCCGGAGGUGACGCCGUUGACUCGUCGAAGGAUCAAGCCUCUGGUGAACAUAGAGUCGGAACAACUGAAGGCGAUUGUUCGGCAGGGAAGAAAACUCCGCAGAGCUGAAGGGGAGAAGAAUCUUGAUCCUCCUAUAGAAAUAUUUGUCCCCGAAAAACCUCCAGUUCUUCAACAACAGCAGCAGCAACAACAACCAAAGUACCAUUACCUUCUCCAGCAUUCGGAGUAUCAGUACCAACGUAUGCCGCCGCCAUUUUACCUUCACCCACCACCAGUUCCUCAUCCGACGCCGCAGAUCUCGCCACAGCGGUUUGAAGCUUGUCCGGAGGCAUUUUCUGCGAAUUUAGAGCCUCAUCUUCAUGAACCAGUGUCUGGAGUUGGAUCUUCUUUGCAGACUGGAACGAGAUUGCGGCAUCAACAGCUUCUUGAGAAGAAAAAGUUAAAACCUCAUUCCAAGACCUAG